UCGAUAUCACGAGCACCCUUUGAUUCCGGCACUCACACAGCAUGAAGUUCUCUCUUGCUACCACCCUUGUGGUGACGCUUGCUGCUCAGGCCACAGCUAACAGCUGGUUUGGCAAGUCAGUAUACGACAAGUGGCACGAGACGGAGCUAGAGCGCUGGCUCUCGGAUCACGGCAUCCCUCACCCGGCACCCUCGGACCGCAAGAGCCUCGAGAAGACCGUCAAGGACAACUGGAACAACCAGGUCGUCACCCCCUACAGCGGUUGGGAUGCAAAGCAACUCUCAAACUACUUGACCACCAAGGGCCAACAAGCAAAGGCCGGCACCGAGACCGACUCCAAGAGCCUCAUCGAGCAGGUCAAGGAGUACUGGACGGAGACAGAGGACUCGGCAAACCAGGCUUACGGCAGUGUCCGUGACUGGAUCUUCGACUCAUGGACCGACUCCCAGCUCAAGACCUUUGCCGACAAGCACGGCAUCCCCGUUCCCCAGCCCCGCCAGCGUGACUCUCUCCUGGCCUCCGUUCGUGGAGGUUACCAGGGUGCCGCCGAGAAGGCCAAGCAGACAACUAGCUACCCCGGUGACUGGUUGUACGAGUCCUGGUCCGACUCUGACCUCAAGGCUUGGUUCGACGAGCGUGGCUACAACGUACCCCAGCCCUCUACCCGUGACUCCUUGAUUGCCAGCAUCCGUCGCCAGUCCCGCCUCGCCAGCUUGAACUCCCAGAGUGCUUAUGCCCAGGUCUCCUCGUCUGCCGCUGCCGCCCAACAGAGCCUCAGCGACGCGCUCCUCGACUCCUGGUCUGACAGCCAGAUCAAGGAGUGGGCUGACAAGAACGGUGUCAAGGUUCCCCAAGGUUCCAAGCGCAACGAACUCAUCGCUCUUGCCCGCAAGCACCGUGCCCGUCUUUACGGUGACAGCGCUUCCGCCACUGCUGCAUCCAUCUCCGCCUCAGGUGCCUCCGCAUACGGCGCUGCUACCUCGAGCGUUGGAAGCCAGGUUUCUGAGGCCACUGCUGGCUUUGCUUACUACACCAACUGGGUCAAGCAGCAGGUCGGCGUUGCCACCGAUGCUGCUGCCGCCAGUGCCAGCUCUAUCUCCGUUGCCGCUGCUCACAGUGCAAGCUCCGUUUCCGCGAGCAUUGGAUCUCUGACCGGUGCCGCUGCGUCCAGCGCUAGCUCUGCCUCCUCCGUUGCCGCCGCAAGCGCAAGCUCCGUUACUGCCAGCCUCGCCUCGCUUACUGGUGCUGCCGCUUCCUCUGCCUCUGCUUCGUACUACUCUGCUUCUUCCGUCGCCGCCGCCAGCGCGAGCGUCGCAUCUGCCAGCCUUGCCUCCCUCUCCGGCGCUGCUGCAACGUCUGCUUCCGCCUCAUACUCCUCCGCGUCUUCUGCUGCUGCCGCUAGCGCCAGCUCUGUCUCUGCCAGCCUUUCGUCGCUUACCGGCUCUGCUGCGAAGUCUGCAUCCUCUUCCUACUCCUCGGCUUCCUCUGUCGCUGCUGCCAGCGCGAGCUCCGUGUCAUCAGUUGCCUCCGUCAGCUCGAGCUCUGCCUCCAAGAGCCUUGCCUCUCUCACCGGUGCUGCUGCCAAGUCAGCCUCCUCAUCGUGGUCUUCUGCUCAGCAGGUUGCUUCGUCCAGCGCCAGCUCUGUCUCAUCCGUCGCUGCCGCUAGCUCAAGCUCUGUCUCUGCCAGCCUAGCAUCCCUCAGUGGAGCUGCUGCUUCGGCCGCGUCCUCUUCAUGGUCUUCCGCCGAGAAGCGUGCUUCCUCGACAUCGUCUUCUAUCUCGUCCUCCAUGUCCAGCGCUUCCUCCGUUGCUUCUGUCUCUUCCGCAUCCGUCUCCAAGAGCAUUGGUUCCCUCAGCGGUGCUGCGUCUAAGAGCGCUUCCUCCUCGUGGUCCUCUGCUCAGAAGGUUGCCUCGUCCUCCUCGGCCUCGGUCUCCGCUUCCAUUUCUAGCGCUUCCGUUUCUGCUUCCAAGUCUGCCGCGUCUGCCUACACUGAGGCCAACGCAAAGGCCAGCGCUAGCUCCGCUUCCGCUUCCGCCAAGCAGGAGUUGUAAGCAAGGAAUCUCUACUACGAAAUACCUGACAACCAACGUUCACGUCAUGACUGGAUCAUGGUCAUGGCUACCUGACGUUUCACGAUACGACCUUACGACAUGCGUGCGGAUGAUGAAAGCCGAAUCGAAAGCGAGUUCUGUAACACUACACAUAUGAUGAUAUUCCCCUUGACUCCCCGCUAGGCUUUUGGGGGAUAUGCUUUUCUUUCCGUCUGGUUGCGGAAGGAAGACCGGCGUUUACAUUAGCUAAAAUUGAGUUGAUAAUGAGAAUGAAAAAUGAUUAAGCGCA
Molecule: messenger RNA, 2340 nt
Organism: Dothidotthia symphoricarpi CBS 119687
Lineage: Eukaryota; Fungi; Ascomycota; Dothideomycetes; Pleosporales; Dothidotthiaceae
Exons: 3
Coding region: 42-2051 (669 amino acids)
Source: RefSeq, a predicted model, not a curated record